Chiroxiphia lanceolata (lance-tailed manakin) is the source of this 3565-nucleotide messenger RNA. RefSeq names its product DExD/H-box helicase 58 (gene RIGI). The coding region runs from base 231 to 3020 and encodes 929 amino acids. Gene Ontology annotation, molecular function: double-stranded RNA binding; zinc ion binding; ATP binding. NCBI's taxonomy places the organism in Eukaryota, Metazoa, Chordata, Aves, Passeriformes, Pipridae. The record is from RefSeq and is a predicted model, not a curated record. The transcript is spliced from 18 exons. Gene Ontology annotation, cellular component: cytoplasm.
UUCCGUGCCGCUUUCUGUUUCUGUUCUCCAGCUGGCUUGAAGUUUCUUUUUCCCGUCGCUCCCAGCUUGGGGGCGGCUUCCACUUGCUCUCUGCCGGCUCUCUGCCGGCUCUCGCCGUGCUCUCCCAGGGCUGGGGCGGGUCCAGCGCACGCAGCCGGGAGCGGGACUGGGAUCGGGAUCGGGAUCGGGACCUAGAGCGGGGCCGCCGCCGGUGCGCAGCCGGCCUCGCCAUGACGGCGGAGGAGAAGAGAAACCUGCGGUGCUACAGGCGGUACAUCGAGAGGAUCCUGAACCCCGUCUACAUCCUGAGCCACAUGACGGACUGGCUGUCGGACGAGAUGAAGGAGAGAGUGCGAAAGGAGGAGGAGAAGGGGGUGACGGCGGCCGCCGCGCUGUUCCUGGAUACUGUGCUGCUGCUGGAGGCGGAAGGCUGGCUCCGGGGCUUUCUGGACGCCCUUGUUGCAGCAGGUUACACUGGACUGGCAGAAGCAAUAGAAAACUGGGACUUCAGCAAACUGGAAAAACUGGAACUGCACAGACAGCUGUUGAAGCGGAUAGAAGCAACAAUGCUAGAAAUUGACCCAGUAGCACUCAUGCCUUACAUAAACACAUGCCUGAUAGAGAGGGAGUGUGAUGAGAUCCUGCAGAUUUGUGAAUACAGAAGCAAAGCAGCGGGGAUAACUAAACUCAUUGAAUGUCUCUGUCGCUCGGAUAAGGAAAACUGGCCGAAAAGUCUUCAUCUGGCAUUGGAUAUGGCAGGAUAUUACAAUGCAAGUGAACUGUGGAACUUAAGAGAAGAUAAUGGCAAAGAUGUUGAUGGUGAAAUGACAGGUGCCUCUGAGAAUUGUUUUGAAACCACAAUAACAUUUGCUGAAGAAGCAGAGUGUGAUAAUAAUCUCAGUGAAAAUCUUUCUUCGUGUUCAGGAAUGGUCCAUCGGUCUUCAUCUGUUUAUGAACCAAAGAAGGCUCGAAGCUACCAGAUUGAACUUGCACAGCCUGCUAUCAAUGGGAAAAACACAUUGAUAUGUGCCCCUACAGGAUCUGGAAAAACUUUUGUGGCGCUUCUGAUUUGUGAACACCAUUUGCAAAACAUGCCCUCUGGAAAAAAGCCAAAAGUUGUCUUUCUUGCAACCAAAGUGCCAGUGUAUGAACAACAGAAAAAUGUAUUCAGACAGCAUUUUGAAAGAAGUGGAUAUUCUGUUCAAGGAAUAUGUGGUGAAACAGUUGCAAGUGUCUCGGUAGAACACGUUAUACAGGACAGUGACAUCAUUGUGCUCACGCCCCAGAUUCUUGUGAAUAGCAUCGAGACUGGGAUCCUUAGGUCUCUCUCCAUCUUCACUCUGAUGAUAUUUGAUGAGUGUCACAACACCACAGGCAACCACCCUUACAAUGUGUUAAUGACCAGAUACCUGGAACAAAAAUUUAACUCCCCUGCAAACCAACUGCCUCAGAUUGUAGGUUUAACUGCUUCUGUUGGAGUUGGUAAUGCCAAGAACAUCAAGGAAACUAUAGAGCACAUAUGUACCCUCUGCUCCUGCCUUGACAUACAGGCCAUAUCCACUGUCAGAGAGAACAAAGAGGAUCUGCAGAGAUUCGGAAACAAGCCAGAAUCACAUGUCAGAUGGGUUAAAAUGCGAGCUCAGAAUCACUUUGCAGACAUUAUCUCAGGUCUGAUGUCUGAAACAGAGGCGAUGAUGAGGAAGAUUUACUCAUCAGAUACUAUCUCCCAAAUCAACAAGAAUGAUUUUGGAACACAGAAAUAUGAACAGUGGAUAGUUCUCACUCAGAAGAAAUGCAGACUGUUGCAGCUGGCAGAUAAGGAGAAGGAGAGCAACAUUUGUAGAGACCUUUUCAUUUGUACCGAACACUUGCGGAAAUUCAACGAUGCUCUCAUUAUCAGUGAAGACGCACGCAUCGAAGAUGCUUUAGCCUACCUAAAUGAAUUUUUCACAAAUGUGAAAAAUGGACCAUAUACAGAGUUAGAGAAGCAACUGACGGACAAAUUUCAAGAGAAAGAACCAGAACUGACUGCCCUUUCAAAAGAUGAAUCAAAUGAGAAUCCCAAGCUGGAAGAGCUUGCUUCCAUCCUGGACGAAGCAUACCGCUACAACCCACAAACUCGCACUAUUCUCUUUGCCAAGACAAGAGCCUUAGUAGCUGCUUUGAAGAAGUGGAUGGAAGCAAACCCUCUACUUAGCCACAUAAAGCCAGAUGCGUUGAUGGGUCAGGGAAGAAAAGAACAUAAAACAGGUAUGACCCUGCCAAUGCAGAAGGGUGUGCUGGAUGCCUUCAAAACUGACAAAGACAGCAGACUGCUAAUUGCUACAUCUGUUGCUGAUGAAGGCAUUGAUAUUUCUGAGUGCAACCUUGUUGUGCUCUAUGAAUACUUCGGUAAUGUCACCAAAAUGAUCCAAGUCAGAGGUCGUGGAAGGGCAAAAGACAGCAAGUGCGUCCUUGUGACAAGCAAAGUGGAAGUGGUUGAGAAUGAAAAACAGAACCGUUAUAAGGAAGAAAUGAUGAAUGCAGCUAUUGAAAACCUGCAGAACUGGGAUGAAACAACAUUUGCAAGAAAGAUACGUGACCUGCAAAUGAAGGAAAAGGUAUUACGAGAUUGCAGGAAGAAAGAAACUAUGAAACAUGAAGUAGUGGAAGGGAAAAAGAAUCUUCUGUGUGGAAAAUGCAAAGCCUAUGCCUGCUGUACAGAUGACAUCAGAAUUAUAAAGGACUCUCAUCACACUGUCCUAGGAGAUGCAUUCAAGGAGCGUUAUAUAAUGAAGCCUCACCAGAAACCACGUCCAUUUGAUGUUUUUGAGAAAAAAAGCAAGAUGCAUUGCCAAAAAACUAAUUGCCAGCAUGACUGGGGGAUCACAGUGAAGUACAAGACAUUUGAUAAUCUACCAAUCAUCAAAAUCAGAAGCUUUGUAGUAGAGGACAUUGAAACUGGGACACAGAUGGAUUUUCAGAAAUGGAAAAAUAUUAAUUCUUCUUUGAAGAAUUUUGAUGAAGAAACAUCCAGCUGAACUCCUCAUUUUAAUGGAUAUAUCACCCUACUGCACUCAGCUGAAAUACUGGAUGAUUAUUUUUCAUUUAUAAAAAACUUUGUUCUUUAUGCUGAUAUGCUGGGCCCCUCGUCCACAUCUGGCUGGACUAUAAAAUGCUAGUAUGGCCACUAAAAAAAAUUUGCUAUAUAAUGAAAUAUUUCACUAGAAGUUUCACGAGAAGGAUAAACAUGUGCCUAAGUAUCUAGAUCUGAAUUCUUGUGGCUAUGAAGAAGCUGGUCUGAAAAAAAAUAAGAUCAAGAUGAACGACUAACAUGAAACAUCUAACUUUAGGUGACAGGCCACAGCUUCAAGAAUUUCCGUGUGAAGCAGCAUCUUCUUUGUUACUACUUACUACUGGCUGGAUUACACCUCCAUGCAGACAAUAUGGCUUACACGUACAAACACUUUAGGCACUAUUCUAGCUACUUUUAAAAAAAUUACUUUUAAUGUUAUUUUUAUAUAUAUAUUCCUUCUCUCUAAAAGAUGCAAGGACUCCCUGAAACAACAUCUCAGCCUUGGCCAUA